Messenger RNA from Acanthoscelides obtectus, 535 nucleotides. Lineage: Eukaryota; Metazoa; Arthropoda; Insecta; Coleoptera; Chrysomelidae. The record is from the annotation of a GenBank genome assembly.
GGGCAAUUUUCACUGACAGAUUAAUUUAGUGGCGUUACAAGCGCCGUUAGUCAGAGAUAAUUGGCGAUGAUAAGCACAGGCGACCAUUGAAAAUCGCGGACAUGGAUACACAGUUCAAUAGAUACACAUUCGUCGUGAUGCUCUCUCUUGACAAAAAGAGUCGCCGCGGGUGUACCUCAGGGAUAGAUUUGAUUUCUUAAUCAUCAAAACGUGUGCGUCUUCUGAAAUUGCAAGAUGACAAAAACAGACAUACCUAUGGAAGUGAAUGAUAUCAAAAAGCAUACAAAAGAUGUAUCUUCAAUAGACAUAAUGCUACAAGUACUGUGAGCAAUCAGUUUAAAUAAUGCCUUGUAAACAUACCUAAUUAUAAAAUUAACUUUUAUUUUUUAAGUCGAACGUAAUUAUAAUGAAAGGGUUUUAAUUGGAUCCAUAUUAGUUCCAUUGUUGUUACUAUACAGAAUUUCUAAUUGCCAGUUCAUAAUUAAUGUUAAUGGAGUUACACUUUUCGUACUUCAUGAGAAUAAAUCACUUCUAG